Monodelphis domestica (gray short-tailed opossum) is the source of this 3383-nucleotide messenger RNA. RefSeq names its product survival motor neuron domain containing 1 (gene SMNDC1). Lineage: Eukaryota; Metazoa; Chordata; Mammalia; Didelphimorphia; Didelphidae. Gene Ontology annotation, molecular function: RNA binding. The record is from RefSeq and is a predicted model, not a curated record. Gene Ontology annotation, cellular component: precatalytic spliceosome; nucleus; cytoplasm. Gene Ontology annotation, biological process: regulation of alternative mRNA splicing, via spliceosome; mRNA processing.
UUUUUUCAAACUAAAAUAAAAAUAGCAAAGGGCACCAAAAUUUCUCAAAAACAUUCUAUCUUUGGUCAGCGUCUACACGCCAGGAAUGAUUUACAUAUAUAUAAAUUGCUGCCCCCUGCUGUUAGGGGUCUGAAAUAGUUUCUCAACUUUCAGUUACAAGCUGCCAAUCCAACAUUUACAGGAGCCUUGUUCUUGGACCCAAAGAAUAUACAAAUAUGUAUAAGACACAAUCCCUGACCUCAAAUUCUCUGUUCCUCUCCCAUCAGUUUCAAAACAUACAUUAAAUUUGACCCACUGGCAUCCAUUCAUUUAACAAACACUAGGCCACUACUGUGGUACAGACUCUUGAGACAAGAAUAUCCUGCCCCCGAAUAACAAAAGGCAUGUAAUUUAGGCUGUGACAACGGUGGGAAGGACAGUAAGGGAAUCAAGAGGGUACUACCCAUUUCGCCAACCAUAAAGGACAGGUAACAAAACGUUCCCAAGCCUCUAGCCAGCAAUGACCGCCAGGUGAGGCUUUUAAUUCGCUAUAAGGGUUUCUCCAAUUUUCCCUAACCGUUUCUAAGCAAUUUUUAAAAAUUGUAAUGAAUUAACAUCCAUAACCAGCAUGGCCAUCUAAACUCAGAAUAACAAUACCCGACCUCCAAGAAUCAGAAUCCCGGCUCGUUUUUACAGGGAAGGAUGUUGCCCUGCAACUGUUGAAUGACAAUACAGGAACAGCACUCGAUUCCCAAGCCAGGGUUUUUUCUCCCCACAAUGGCUUCGCGGCCUCUGGUCAUACAUACUCCUGGACCCAAGUCGCCCCACCUCACUUUUUGGUCCUUACAUUCCAUCCCUUCCUCUCCAAAUCUGUUCCCCAUGACAGGAAACCCAUCAGAUCACUAGUGAGGACAUAGCCCAGGACAGGGGAUUACUGAUUUUCGCUUUUCCACUGCCGACACUGGUUUAAGCUACUUCCUCUCCCUCUGGGCCCCAAUGCUCUAAUCCAUACAAUCUACGUCACAGGGCGGCCUAGAGGACAAAACAGAAUCGGUGAAACAGGAGACGGCGAGACUAGACUCUCGCCCUCACCACCCCCGAACUACCAACCGCCCAACCUUCCAACCGCCGCCAACUCAAUAUCGGAAGUGACGCAGACACAUCUUACUGCCCCUCGCCAACCGUAACUUUCUUUCUACGUAACUUCCUUAAACCUUGCUGUCUCCUAAGGCCCAAGACAGAGACGAGAUUCACUAGCGGAAAUCACGCGAAUAGUCUGUCGCCUCGCGAGGCGUAGGGAAUAUCGCGAGAUUUAUUUCACGUCUUCGUCUCUCUCUUCCUCUCUUCCUCUGCCCGCUCUGCUCUUCCCCUCCCCCUCCAUACCGACCGACAGCCUCAUCCUCUCAGCGCCGGGUUGAGUCGUCGCCGCCGCCGCCGCCGCCGCCGCUGAAGAAGAGAGCCUGUAGCUGCUGCUGUGUUCACCGUCUGACCUCGCUGCCUCACCUUUUGCUGCCGCCGCCGCCUCGGCUUCGGCCCCGGCUCCGGCCCCGGCCUUAUACAAGAUGUCUGAAGAUCUAGCAAAGCAGCUGGCUAGCUACAAGGCUCAGCUUCAACAAGUUGAGGCAGCAUUAUCUGGAAAUGGAGAAAAUGAAGACUUGCUAAAAUUGAAAAAAGAUUUGCAGGAAGUUAUAGAACUAACCAAAGAUCUUCUUUCAACCCAACCUUCGGAAACACUUGCAAGUUCAGACAGUUUUGCUUCUGCUCAGCCCACUCACUCCUGGAAAGUAGGAGACAAAUGUAUGGCAGUCUGGAGUGAAGAUGGACAGUGUUAUGAAGCAGAGAUUGAGGAGAUAGAUGAAGAAAACGGAACUGCUGCCAUCACAUUUGCUGGUUAUGGUAAUGCUGAAGUCACACCUCUACUCAAUUUGAAGCCGGUGGAAGAAGGAAGGAAGGCAAAAGAGGACAGUGGAAAUAAGCCCAUGUCAAAAAAAGAAAUGAUUGCCCAGCAACGAGAAUAUAAAAAGAAGAAAGCAUUGAAAAAAGCUCAGAGAAUAAAAGAACUUGAACAGGAAAGAGAAGAUCAGAAGGUGAAAUGGCAACAGUUCAACAAUAGAGCUUAUUCUAAAAACAAAAAAGGCCAGGUGAAAAGGAGUAUUUUUGCCUCACCUGAGAGUGUAACUGGCAAAGUUGGAGUAGGAACUUGUGGAAUUGCUGAUAAACCCAUGACACAGUAUCAAGAUACCUCUAAAUACAAUGUCAGGCAUUUGAUGCCUCAGUAAUCAGAGAAACUGGUGGAUUUCAUCUCUGCAGGGCUUUACAUUUACCUUUUUAUCCUUAUAUUUUUCUAAAGGUAAAUUAUUUGUUAGAUAGUAAGGAAGAGACUCAUUGUCAUCAUCUGACUUCAAACAAUAGAAUGAGACUUGAAGAAAUUGCAUUUGAUAACUGCUUUUCAGUUGACUUUCUUCAUUACUACCAUUUUCCCCAGAAUUUAUCCUGUAAUGCAACUUUUGUAGACAGACGCUGCCUAAAUACAGCACUUAGAUGAAGUGUUUAUCUUCCAGAUAUCAGACUUUGCCACAUACCUAAGAGUUUUAUCCUUUCCAAGUCAUAACUUGCAAGAUGCUUUGAAUUUGCCACGUAUUCCAGCAGCCUUUGGAGCUUCAUGGUAAAUCACCAUCCUGCUGAGCAGAUUUCCAACUUGUUCUAACUUCAGUUUAUACCCAAAUUGUUGUCAUCAAAUUAUGCCUAGAUACAGGUCCAUUUGUGGAUGGCAAAGUUUGUUGUGAAGUUUUUCUCCCCAAUAACUUCUUGAGUCUCUAGCCUUUUUCUGGAAUGACUUCAAUCCUCUUACACUUUUCAUUGAGACUUUAUUUUGUGUGAGAAACCAUGUUGAAGACCAGCUACCUUUUAUAAGUUUUGUACCUGUUUGUUUUUCUCCUCUGUUGAUUUUUGCUUCUGGUAGUGGUGCCACCUUUGGAUGUGUAAUGUUUAUAUGAGAAAAAAAAAAGCUAAUGUAUAGCCCUGUAUACAAUGUAGAUAUUAUUUUUGUAAAGACUAAGGCUGAAUUAAUGAACAAGAGUACUCUGAAUGUUUUCACCAUUAAAUUCUACUGUAUUUCUUGUGCAUUAAUCUGACCAUAAUUUCCUUGUAUAUUAUGUUCAUGUAGCUGAGUUUGUAAUUUUUGUUAACUAGAUCAGGUUGUCAGCAUUCAUUGAUGCAAGUGACCAUCACAAUUACCUGAGUUGCAUUCAGUUCAAGCUAAUAUAUGCAACUGAUAGUUUAGAAUGACAUGCAUAGAAAAAGGUACUUCCUAUUAAUGGAAGAUGGUGAUUUUUAUGACAAAUGUGUUAAUUUCAGUUUUGUAUGUUUAACUUUUAUUAAAUAAAGUGUUUUUAAAAUCUCUA